CUUCAAAAAGAAAACCCCAUUAACCUCUUCUUCUACUUGAGUAAUUUACACACUUUUUGUCUCAUAUCCCUUUCUUCUUCUUCUUCUUCUUCUUCUUCUUCUUCUUCUUCUUCUUCUUCUUCUUCUUCUUCUUCUUCUUCUUCUUCUUCUUCUUCUUCUUCUUCUUCUUCUUCUUCUUCUUCUUCAAAAUCAAAAAUACCCCAUUAUCAUUCUUAGUGCAAUCGAUCACUUCUUUAGUUACUAAUUAUAUACUUGAUACAUUAUUACGCAUAUAUUAUAGCUUUACAACGUCGACGACAAGAAGAAGAUAUGUCAAGCAGAAGAUCUAGAUCUAGACAGUCAGGUAGUUCAAGAUCAAUCACUGAUGACCAAAUUAAUGAUCUUGUUUCUAAGUUGCAACAACUUCUUCCCGAGAUUCGUCACAGGCAAUCCGAUAAGGUUUCGGCAGCGAAAGUGUUGCAGGAGACGUGUAACUACAUACGAAACCUACACAGAGAAGUGGAUGAUUUGAGCGAGAGACUUUCGGAGUUGUUGGCAACAUCUGAUACUGCUCAAGCUGCCAUUAUUAGGAGUUUACUUAUGCAAUAGAGAGAGAGAUGAUCGAUGAUGAUGAUCAAAAGAUAGCUAAUUAAUUUUGAGUUUUUCUUUCUUUCUUUCUUUCUUUCUUUCUUUCUUUCUUUUUGCUAUGUUUGGUUUCUGACAUAGUUGCUGUUUUCAAUGCCCUCUCAGAGACACUUCCAUCAUAAUGUUGUUUUGUAAAAGAUCUUCUCAAUCCCAAGUCCUUCUUAUUAUUACUAUUCAUCAAUAAAAUUUCUUCUUUCUUCUUUCUU
This is a messenger RNA of Cucumis melo (muskmelon), 830 nucleotides long. Its product is annotated as transcription factor PRE3-like. Bases 310 to 588 code for a protein of 92 amino acids. The transcript has 2 exons. Gene Ontology annotation, molecular function: protein dimerization activity. Lineage: Eukaryota; Viridiplantae; Streptophyta; Magnoliopsida; Cucurbitales; Cucurbitaceae. The record is from RefSeq and is a predicted model, not a curated record. Gene Ontology annotation, biological process: regulation of growth; regulation of DNA-templated transcription.